This is a messenger RNA of Dromiciops gliroides (monito del monte), 1436 nucleotides long. RefSeq names its product zinc finger protein 202-like. NCBI's taxonomy places the organism in Eukaryota, Metazoa, Chordata, Mammalia, Microbiotheria, Microbiotheriidae. The coding region runs from base 1 to 1371 and encodes 456 amino acids. The record is from RefSeq and is a predicted model, not a curated record. Gene Ontology annotation, biological process: regulation of DNA-templated transcription. The transcript has 6 exons.
AUGCCUAGAACAACGAUCUCUACGAUAGUGAAAAACAAGGAAGCUAUUAAAGGAGCUAGUGUUGCUAAAGGUGUGAAGGCAGUGACUAAGCAAAGGUCACAGACAUUGGAAGAAGUGGAGAAAUUGUUGUCCGUUGGGAUUCAUGAAAAGCAGUUAGUGGGUGAUAGUAUUUCUGACGCAAUAAUUUGUGAGAAAGCAAAACGAUUGCAGGCCAAUCUGUUAAAGGACAAACCUGGGACAAGUGGUGAGAGCAGUGAAGUGUUUGAAGCCAGUCAUGGAUGGUUUGAUCAAUUUAAAAAGAGAACUGGCAUUCGUAGGGUGGUGAGACAUGGAGAGGCAGCCAGUGCCAACAAAGAAGCUGCCAAAACCUUUGGUAGUGAAUUUAGGAACUGUGUAGAGGCUGAGGGCUUUAUUCCCCAGAAAAUCUUCAAUUAUGACAAGAAAAUGCCUAACAAAACCUGCAUCACCCAGGAGCUCAGCACUGAGGAGCAGCAGGAAUUUCAAAGGGAGCAGCAACAGACAGUGGGUGAGGAACUUUCUUCAGGUGAGGAGGAGGGAAGGGAGGAAGCCUCGACUGUACUGCUAAAAGAAAUGUGUGGUAAAUGGGUUGAAUUACAAAACUUUGUUGAAAAGUAUCAUCCUGACAGAGCUCUAACAAGCCGAAAUGUGGACUUGUUUAAUGAUCAAACAAUGUCUUACUUCAGAAACAUUUUGAAACAUGGGCAGAAGCAAGUUUCCCUUGAUGUGAAACUCCCUAAAUCUGAGUCUCCAGCAGGGUUCCGUGGUGUUAAGAGACAGAAAAGAGAAAGAAUUGCAGUGCAAGUGCCUGAUUUUUAUUGGAAGGGGACUCCCCUUCCAAGUAAUAACCUCCCUCCUCCUCUACGUCACCACCAUCCCAUUAGGCCAUCAGUUCCUCUCAGUACAGCAACAGCCUCACCCGAGAACUUCCCUCAGGUCCCGGGACAUCCUCACCUUGGAACAUCCCUCUGCCAUACUUGCCCAGUUCUCCCACUGUGUUCUAAGUCAACCUCAACAUCAACAGCCAAUAGAGAGAAGACACUGAAACAUUCAUCUGGAACAGGGGAAUCAGUGACAUUCAAGGAUGUGGCUGUGGACUUCACCCCAGAGGAGUGGGUAUACCUGGACCCUUCUGACAAGGAGCUGUACAGGGAUGUGAUGCUGGAGAAUUAUGGGCACCUGGUCUAUCUGGGACUCACUGUUUGCAAGCCAGAUGUGAUCUGUCACUUGGAGAGAGGAGACCCUGCUUGGAAGCCAGUGAUUAAAGUGCCAAGGACCAGCUCUCCAGAUUGUUGUGAGGAUGAAUGUGAAAGAGCUUCCCAAAGACGUAAUUCUGGUAUGAUUUACAUUUGAUGAUGUAACAUUUCUUCAUUGAGGAGAUUCAGACCAGAUAUCAGAAUACAAUAGGUGGAUAUGGG